Messenger RNA from Oncorhynchus mykiss (rainbow trout), 1681 nucleotides. The record is from RefSeq and is a predicted model, not a curated record. Lineage: Eukaryota; Metazoa; Chordata; Actinopteri; Salmoniformes; Salmonidae.
UUUGAUAUUAUGUGGAGACGUUAUCAUACUCGGAUAUCAGGUAAUGCGAAUGUAAAGUAUCAAACUUUCAUUCGUCAACCCACGCUUGAUGCAGACAGUGUUUAGCUAUUCCGUCAAAUGUUUCCAUUGUGUUAGCCCAUAUGGAUAGUCUUCAGCUCAAUGACUGGGCGUCUAUGGGAAGACCUAGUAUGAUAGCUGAGCCAGUCACACUUCGUAUAAAAUGAAUGGAAUGCUACUUACCAACUAGCUAUAUUAUGCUGCACACACAAUGCUGAAUGCUUCUACCAAAAACUAGCUAGCUUGUAACGUUAGCAGCUAUGCUGUCUGUGUCCCGAGUCAGCUGACUCAGCGUUACAAUAUAUUGAUCGCGGAGAAACAUGCUGAUUUACGAACUGACUUGUGAUAACAUUCUCUCUUUUGGGGCAGGAUGUCUACAACUUUAGGGUAAUUAAACAAGCCAAGCAGUGUUGCCAGGUCUAGUAAAAAUGUCUAACCCAAUGACCUCUGAAAACCCGCCCACAAGGUCUGAAAACUAGCCCUAAAAUGUUGUUUUGCAACAUUUUGAAAAAGUCAAUAGUGGAGGUAGCGCUAGAGGAGCAGCCCCCAGAGCAGGCAGCCUCGGUGAGUGACGCAGACAUCGCAAGUGCCAUCAACGGCAUCCUGAAGGCAGCAGAGGAUCACGCUGUGGUCAGAGACACCGGGGCUGUGAUUGUGGGCCAGGUCAGUGCAGGGGCCACACCAUCUGGCCGGAAGUGGAGCUCCGUGUGGACGCACUACGAGCGGUUGGGGGAGCAGAACCGUGCGCUUUGUCUGAUCUGCAAUGAGAAGAUCCAGCACCAGAGCAGCACCAGCAACCUGCUGCGCCACCUCUCCAAGAGACAUCCAGAGGCCUUUGCUCGCCUGGAGGGCCACAUCAAGAAACAGAAGACCAGCGACGUCCAGAAAACAUUGCGUAGAGACGGCGACCCAGGCCCAAAACACACCAACCUGUCAAGGAGAAUUGGAGGGGUAGCACUGAAACAAAGCCCAGGGAAAUUUCCAGAUGCAUUUGAUGUGAUGGGAGCAUGUGAGGGGGAGGUGCGUGUGUUGGAGCGGGAGCGUGAGCUGACGGAGGCCUUGAGGAGGGCUCAGCAGCAGGAGGCACGGGCGCUGGAGCAGCAGAGGGAGCUCCUGGAGACACUACGUCGGGCCAACACCAGAGAGGCAUCUGCAGAGAAGGUGGCCCUGGAGACCCUGAGGAGAAGCCAGGAGCAGGAGGCCCGCUCCCUGCAGAGGGAGAGGGAAGACCUGCAGAGAGAGCGAGUGGAGUUGCAGAUGGAGAAGGAAAGGAUGCAAAGGGAGAGGGAGGAGCUGGAGUGCUUAAGAAGGGACUCUGGGCAAGAGAGCAGUCCGGUACAGACAGUGGACCGAACCACUGGGUUGUUCCAGGGGGACGUGGUACAGGAACAGGAGGUGACUAUGAGGGAAGAGGUUCUUGGUUAGGGGAUGUUUCAGUAAGCCAACAGGACGAUACUGUAAUGUUCAGAAGUUGACCACCUAUCCCAUCACCAUGCAUUCAGACUCUAACUCAAACACCUCUCUCUAAAAGGAGGGAGAUGGUGGGUGAAUGCACUCAGGAGGGGGUUUAGUGAUGUAAAUACUUUUGUAACUUUUUUAAUGAAAAUAAACCUGUACCAUGUCA